Molecule: messenger RNA, 3216 nt
Organism: Diachasmimorpha longicaudata
Lineage: Eukaryota; Metazoa; Arthropoda; Insecta; Hymenoptera; Braconidae
Product: dopamine D2-like receptor
Exons: 4
Coding region: 715-2838 (707 amino acids)
Biological process (GO): positive regulation of cytosolic calcium ion concentration; cell-cell signaling; adenylate cyclase-activating adrenergic receptor signaling pathway
Cellular component (GO): plasma membrane
Molecular function (GO): alpha1-adrenergic receptor activity
Source: RefSeq, a predicted model, not a curated record
AAAAAUGAGAGGGCAGUACAUAGGAUAGAAGCAAGUCUACCAUGCACACAGAGAUGGCCAAAUGUUCGCGGACUUUCGGCUAUAGACUCGGCAUUCACCGUCGUCAGAUUAGUCUGUCCACAGACGCCCAAUUGUACGCACGUUGGGGACGUUAUUACUGCAGUUUACACGUGUGAUAUAGGCAGUUAAAUUUAAGUCCAUCAAUUGCAAAUCGAUUAUUUUCAUAGUACGUAUCGACCUUAUCAUUGGACUACUCCCCCCAAGUUCAUCGGAAAAGCCGAAAUUUUUCGGUUAAUAAUUUUUAACUCGUUAUUUUAUUAUUUAUUUAUGCUCUUCAUGAAUGUGCGGGGGCUGAAAUGUACUUGUCAAAUAGACGGAAUAACCCAACGAGGAGAAACGUAUCUCGGUAUUUGAUACUAUUUUAUAACGGUGUGAAAAAGUGAAGGAGUCGAAGAUAAAUUCAGAGUGAAAUCAUCCACUGACGAAAUAUUUAAAAGUUCAGCUGCGGAAUUGAAAUUUAUUACCCAUUUCCAGAUUCAGUAACGAAGAAGGAGAUUCAUGAAGCUAUGAGAAACAUCGAAGUGAUUAGCUACUCGAUAAUGGUAACAAUGCACGAUGUGGGACUUACACUCUGACUAAAGUUGGACUAAAGAUUUAUCGAGUACUGGAACUAGAAGACGAUCACUUUCGCCCAUUGGUCUGCAUCAUCUAUGAAUGGAUGGAGGAGCGACAAGACAAACAGGAGAUUCGAAAGGUUUGGAAGACUGGCACAAUACAUCUGGAAUAGCUCUAUGGAGUGUAAUACUGCUGGGGGCUCUGAUCCUGAACUCCACUCUGCUAUUGGCUUUCCUGAAGCGGCCGGGUCUUCGAACAAUAUCGAACAGAUUUGUGAUGAAUCUCAUCGUCUCCAACCUCCUCACCUGCUGCAUUCUGAAUCCUCUGUUGAUAUUGGACGCACCGGUGGUAGAAAUCGAGCCAUGUAUGUGCAGUCUAGUAGAAGGAGCCACAGCCCUGGUGACCACAUCCUCAGUAUUCUCAGUUCUUCUAAUAGCGAUCGAUCAGUGUUUGGCAGUGGUGGAUCCCCUCCGUUAUCGCACACAUAUCGACACCAUGCGAUGUGGGAUCCUAAUAGUUUCCCUCUGGAUAAUAUCACUGGCAUUUAGCCUUUUUGCAGCCCUUAAUCCAGCCCCAAAGAGUCUUUGGCUGAUUUGUCAGCCGAGCCAGUCGCAGUCUUCGAAGAAUUUCAGUGCAAAUUCAGACGUAUCAGUGGUAAAUUUGACGACAAAUAAUGAUGAACAACAACCAGAAACUUCCAUGACAUACGAUUUUAUUCUACUUGUGCUGAAUGUAUUCAUUUAUUUGUUGCCAUUCAUCGGUGUCUGUUGGAGCUAUAUCAGAAUUUAUUCGGCAGCUCACAACAACUCCAAGAGAACUCGACGAACUGGCUCCCGACCAAUUCUGUCUUCCGGAAGUUUUACUCAGGACUACUGUCCAGUGCGUCAGGACUUCUCGAACGAAGAUUUUCGUAAAAUACCGAAAAUUUCAAGUCUCUCGUCGAUUGACGAGUGCACGGAAAAUUCACCUAGUCAAAUGUCGAGACGUUUCUCUGAUUAUGGUAAUCAGCCAUCACCAAUUCAGGAAGAAACAUCGUCUGUUAUAUUCACCGUUGGCUCCCAGAAAGUCUAUGUUACAUCUCGACAAUCAAAUGAUGAUACCAAAGAAGCAACGACUAAAAGUGUUCCUAUUUCCGUAUUGAAAGCACAAUUUUUAGACAAAAGACACGACGAGAACGUGAAUUUACUGGUGAAAAGUAGAUUUCAGGGAGGUGAUGAUGAACGACAACGUAAAUCAUCUUAUGAUCUUACGAAUGAAGAGCAGGUUAUGUGUUCAGUAGAUCAUUUCAACGUACAGAAUGAGAACAGCGAUGAUGAUGAUGAGGAUGUGGAGGAAGGAAAACGAAUAAUGUUUGGAGAUGAUGAGUGUGCAGGUCAAGAUGUCAGUUCAGUCAAAGGCAUUCCAUGUUCUCCAUUGGUGAAUGAGGUGAUGCAGACAGUAAGCGAUAAGAAUGAUGACAUGACAUGUCACCCAGAAAGACUGACAACGAAUCAAAAUCAUUCGGCUGAUGAUGCAGUACAUGAAAAUAACAUUCACAACGACAUUUAUUACAAAUUUUCAGUGGAAAAUUUACAAUCAAAUGACUUAUUCGGAAAUGUCACACCCAUGGUGACAGUCACCCCUCCCCAUCGUGACUCCUUGCAUCGUGUCUCCAGUACCAAGAGCACAAGUAGUUACAUUCACUCAUUGAAGUACAGAAUCAGCAAUGGUUCUUUGUUCAAGUACAGAGAGGAAACUAGAGCAGCCAGAGUGAGUGCUUUCGUUAUCGUAAUGACUCUGAUUUGUUGGACACCAUACUACCUCGUAUUGAUAUUGAGAAAUUUGCCAUAUGAUUUUGGCAGAAAUUUACCGCAUGAAACGGACACAUUGGCACUGAGCCUCUUCAUUUCAACGGCUUACAUCAGUCCAAUUCUAUUUGGAUAUCGAUCGAAACGCGUUAAGAAAGAGCUGAAAAAAUUGUUUUGCUUCAAAAGAGAGCUGUCUUAUCAACACAAUCGCUCUCUCAUGGCGAAAAAAAUUUUAAAGAGAAGGCACAGUGGUAAUUGCGAAAUUGACAAUAGAUUUAGCAUUUUUAAUUGCCUCUAUGGUAAGAACAAAUGGCCAAAGGAGAAAGUUCAGUGCAUUCAGGUACCAGAGACUGCUCUAAUUGUUGAGACAUGUCGAAGUAGUUUUUCCAGUGGUGCUAGUACACAAGUUUCAAGUAGCUCUACUGACUGCAUUUGAUUUUAAUAAUUAAAAUGCCAAGCACACCCUGGUUGUAAAAAAUUCCAAAUUAUUCUUUGUAAAUUUUUUUUAUCUAAUUUCUGUCAGCGACAAGUUCAAUCAUGUUUUUAUGUCUUCUUAUGAGAAUUGAAAAAGUGGUUAGAAAGUGAAAUAUUUUCAUAAUUUCAUCCCUUUUUUGUUUCAUCCAUGACAAAGGUAUAUCUCAUUGAAGUGAUUAUUCUAGUUUUGUAUUUAUAUAAAUUAUGACCAGUACGAACAAUCAGUGUCAAUUAUUCACACGAAAUUCAUGGAACUUACCAUUUUCACUCAUGAAUAAUAUAAAUUUAAACAAAUAUAAUAGAUGUAAAUAUAUAAACAAGAAAAAAAAAUUCUUAACUA